Molecule: messenger RNA, 408 nt
Organism: Cylicostephanus goldi
Lineage: Eukaryota; Metazoa; Nematoda; Chromadorea; Rhabditida; Strongylidae
Source: the annotation of a GenBank genome assembly
AUGGCUGAAGCGGUUGAAGAAGUCGGAGAGCUUGCUGCUGGACGUCAAUAUGUGUACGAAUAUGACAGCAUGGUUCACACACAACAUGACCAAAAUAUAAUCUAUCAGCUGUAUCAACCUUUGGAAACCAAUAACGGCACCUUCAUCUGUCGGAUUUGUUUGGAGCUAGGAGAAACUGUUGAGUUUAUGAACAAGGCUUCGUAUACUCAUCAUCGUUACAAAAUCCAUGGCUCUUACAACAACAAUCACGUCUGUCCUGUUCUUCAUUGUCGAGAGAUAUAUGCUUCUAUGAGCAUCUUGAGAAAGCAUCUUCUGGUGGAUCACAAACUGCCAGUUGAAAUGCAUCACCGAACGUUUGCCAGUAUUGCGGAAUUCGAGGUGUUUGCUAGUCUUACAUUGGCUGAAUGA